Messenger RNA from Solea solea (common sole), 4064 nucleotides. RefSeq lists its product as uncharacterized. The transcript is spliced from 2 exons. The coding region runs from base 1955 to 3643 and encodes 562 amino acids. Gene Ontology annotation, molecular function: catalytic activity. The record is from RefSeq and is a predicted model, not a curated record. Lineage: Eukaryota; Metazoa; Chordata; Actinopteri; Pleuronectiformes; Soleidae.
UGCUGCUGCUGAUUUGUUUUGUUGUUUUAUCAGGAGGUCCCUGUGGAGCGUCCACACAGAAGCAUUGUUUUCAAGAAGAGGUGUUCUUCUCAGCGGGAGGGGGCAGCUGCAGAUGUUGUGGAGGUGAUGAGUGGACCAUCACCUGACAGUCCUGUGACCAUUGAAGACCGUCCCUGCUCUGCUCUGCACAGCUCCCCAGACCUCAUCCAAAGUCAAGUUGCUGCCAAUGUUGAUGCUUUUUUUGUAAUGUGUCAUGCUGGGUCUGUUAGUUUAGGUGAAGAGGAGAUCAUAGUGCUCUCUGAUACAGACACGGCACUCUAUGCCGUGUAUUCCAGAGUUACCAAAGCAGUUAGAUAGAGAUGGCCAUAGUUAUGAGUUUGAGUAUGGUGGCUUUGUGACUGGAGAUGUCAAUGUGGUUGAGGGAGAGCUUAUUGAGGCAUGUGUGCUCACAACUCUGAGGGACGGUUUGGAAAAGAUGUGUAUGGAAUAUGACACAUGCUUUUUCACAUUGUCCUCCAGUACUUGUGGGAUUAUUAGGGAAGGAGAACGGUUUGCUGUAGUUGACUCUCAUGCACGCAGUGCAGAUGGGAUGGUGGAUCUCAAAGGGAAGAGUGUUGUUGUGUAUUUUAGUAGUCUUGAACACUUGAUUCAGCAUUUCAGUUGUUUCGCUGCAGGAUUCAGAGGGACACAGAAGUUGUUUGAGAUUGCUGGUGUUCGUGUCACUCUGAAAGUAGAUAGUGGUGAUAGCAUAGAUGAUAGUUGUGUUUGCAAAGAUGAUGGUGGUGCUAGCCAGUCAUCUUCAGGUAAGAUUUGUGCAAAGCGCAAGGUUUCCAUGCCUACUCGUAAUUCAACGAGGGUUAAAAGGAGUGAUCCAAUUGAUUCAGAUGUAGCAUUUGUUAGUGAGGUUACAGUUAAGGAAUUAGUGUUUGACCCUGUUCGUAAUGAUGUAGCGCAAACUUUAUGUGACAAAUUAAAUGUGGAGUCAGAGAAAGUUGAUGAUGUGUUUUCAAUAGUUGGUUUGUUGGGGGCUCCGUGCAAAAGGGACACAAUAGUUGGUGAUGGUAAUUGUUUUUUUAGAUCAGUUAGUCAAGCUGUGUGUGGUUCACAGAAGUAUCACAGGAAAAUCAGAUUAGCUGUAGUUAAGCAAUUGGAAGCUAAUGCUGCAGCUUAUGAGAGUAUUUUGAGAAGUGAGUUCUCUUCCGUGUCAGAAUAUGUCACUAAGUCAAGGAUGCGUUACGUUGGCAGUUGGGCGACAGAGGCUGAGAUUCAAGCAGCAGCAGAUUGUUUAGGAGUUUCCAUUUUUCCUUAUAUUGGUGAUCGAUGGCUUGAAUAUAGUUGUAGGAAUAGGCAGUUUUCCAGUCAGGCAGUGUACUUAGAAAAUGUCAAUGGUAACCACUAUGAGACUGUUGUUUGUGUUCAUCAGCCACAGUCACAGUAUUGUUAUGGUUACUGCAAAGUAGAUGAGGCUACAACAGGCUACAAUCUUAGACAGCACAUUAAACUAAAGUGCAACAUUUAGAGAAAAGGAACAAUGUAAUGUGUAGGAGUGAUGGUUUGUCGUUGGUUAGGUCUUUGAAUGAUACACAGAUGCGGGUGUUUUAUCAGAUUCGGCAGUGGUGUUUAAACAAGGUCUCAGGGAAACAUCCACCUCCUCUACAUGUUUUCAUUACAGGUGGUGCUGGAACUGGUAAAAGCAAUUAAUUAAAUCAAAGCUUUUCAUUACGAGUCAAUUUGGUUGUUAUCACCAUUGUGCAGUCAUCCUGACAAUGUCAGUGUUUUAAUAACUGCACCAACAGGUUUUGCUGCAUAUAAUUUGAAUGCAGCAACAAUUCACCACACAUUCAGUAUUGGAGUAGAUAUACACUUACCGUACACUCCACUGGGUGAGGAAAAAAUCAAUUCUCUUCGUACUAAAUUCAGUGAUCUGCACAUUUUGAUAAUAGAAGAAAUUUCAAUGGUAAAUCACAAUCUAUUGGCAUAUAUUCACGGUAGAUUAUGUCAAAUGAAACAAAGUGGAAACAUUUGUGUUAUUGCUGUCGGAGAUUUUUACCAGUUACCUCCAGUUAAAGGAAAACCUCUGUAUGUAGAGGAUUUCAAUAUUGACUUGUGGUCUUUGUUUUCAGUUGUACAGUUGACAGAAGUAGUCAGGAAGAAAGACACUGUGUUUGCAGAGUUGUUGAACAGGGUUAGGACUCAUAGAAAAAAGACACCGAUGUUAAAAAGUGAUGUUGAUAUUUUGAAGCAUUGUGAAACUGGUGAAGUCAGCUCAGCUUUACACAUUUAUGCGACAAAUCAACAAGUAAAUGAGCACAAUAUUCAGCGGUUGUAUGAUGUGUGUCGUGAUUACGUGACUAUUGAAGCACAGGAUUUUCAAAACAAUGGGAGAACAGGGAAAUUAGAGUUAAUUCAAGGCCAUCAUGCUAAAGCUAAGAAUACUUCUUUGGCUGAGCAGUUGUUGUUAGGUGAGGGUGCACGUGUGAUGUUGUGUCAAAAUGUUGAUGUGAGUGAUGGCCUGGUGAAUGGAGCAUGUGGUGUUGUAACACAGAUAGUACAAUCAGAGGGUGUUAAGUUUCCAAAAAUGGUUUAUGUGAAAUUUGAUGAUGAGAAUGUAGGUGCAGAGAGGAGAAGACAGUCUCCAAGUGUUUCAGCAGAAUUAGUGGGUUCUACAGCUAUUGCUCCAGAGGAGGAGAGAGUGUGUAAGAAAGGCGGCCUGAGACGUCAGUAUCCUCUUAAAUUAGCAUGGGCGUGUACAAUACACAAAGUUCAGGGUAUCACAGUAGAUGAUGUUGUUGUGUGUUUUGAGAGGAUAUUUGCAGGUGGACAGGCAUAUGUUGCUUUAAGUCGAGUCAGGAGUUUGUCAGGUUUGAUCAUUGAACAGUUUGAUGAGGACAAGAUUUAUUGUAGGGGUGACAUUAAAGAUGCUAUACAGACAAUGUCUCCAUUUUUAGUUGAUAGGUUGGCAGGGCAUCGAUUGAGGGCAAGCAGGUUUGUUGUUUUUUGGAUGAAUGUGCAGGGUUUGAGUCGGCAUGUGUCAGAUUUGGUGUUGUGUACACAGCAAUUACAGCUUAACUGUAUUGCUGUAACUGAGACUUGGUUAGCUGCAGCAUCGUUAGUGGAAUCAGUGAACAUUGAGGGUUAUAGUUUUCAUGGUUGUUCACGCAGUUCAUCCUACACUAGUGAUGACCCCAGAUUGGUUGCAUUAAAAGAUCAACAACAUGGUGGAGUUGGCAUUGAUAUUGCACAAAACACAGAAUUUGAGAUAAUAGAAGUCCCUUCUUUUAAUUUGGAGUGCAUAGUGUCCAAAUCUGCUACACAUAAUCUACUUAUUGCAGUGUUAUUUCGACCACCAUGUUAUGUCAUGACUUUAUUUAAGGAACAUUUAGGCAGAUUUCUUGAUUGGCUAGAUUCAGUGAAUGAAAGCAUUGUAGUCAUGGGAGACUUUAAUGAUGAUAUUUUGAAAUCAUCAACAACAUGUAGAAUUUUCACAGACAAAGGAUUUUGUCAGAUUGUAACCAAAUCAACAACAGAGAAGGGCACUUUAAUUGAUCACAUUUACAUUAAACAAGCAGAUAAUGGGGCUGAAUCACUUGUGCUGCCUACAUACUUUAGUGAUCAUGAGGCAGUCCUGUGUUUAUUUAAGUGAUGGCAGUUUAUGCCACCACAUUGAGGAUGUUUGAUCAAACAUGGAAAGUGUAAUAAUGAAUUUUGUAUUAGUUUUUUUUAGUCUGUAUUUAGUUUGUUCCUGGACAUCUACAUAGUGAAUUGAAAUGUGUUAUUGUUCCAUAUUAAGAAGUUGCUAUUGUAUUUGUUGUAUUGUGAAAUGUGUUAUUGCUCCAUAUGUAAUUGCUGUUGUAUUUGUUGUCUGUGAUGUGAUAAUGUUGUGUUGUAUUAAUAUUGUUGUUAUUUUAAUUAUCUAUUUGUCCUUGCUGUGCAGAUGUGCCUUGAUCUGUAGGUUGCAUAUCAAGUAGUGAUUGUUAUGAAUUUAUUUGAUUUUGCAUUUAUAUGACAUCAUGAGGACAAUUAAAUAAAUAAAUACAUGUAUUACAAACAUUAACAACUGUUAA